AUGGCUUCAUCAAACGAAGAAUCAGUCAAGGCUGAAAUACUUGAGCCAACGGAUAAUCUAUUAUCGAAACGUUACAUUGGUUUAGAAAAGAAUGUUUGGGCUGAAUUUAUGACAUUGGCUGUGCAACAUAAAGCUGUUAAUCUUGGUCUAGGCUUCACAGAUUAUGAACCACCACAAUAUUUUCUGGACAUUUAUGAUGAAACAGUUCGGGAGCAUAAUGUAUUCUUACAUCAAUAUACUCGUGGAUUUGGCCACCGACGAUUAGUCGAAGCAAUAUCAAAUCUAUAUUCAUCAUUUUUCAACCGACAAAUCGAUCCAUUCAAUGAAAUUCUUGUAGUUGGCGGAGCCUAUGCAUCAUUAUUCAAUGCCAUUCAUGGUCUUAUUAAUACUGGUGAUGAAGUAAUUAUUAUUGAACCAUUUUUUGAUUGUUAUGAACCAAUGGUUCGUUCAGCUGGUGGAACUAUUCGACAUGUACCACUGCGGCCAAAAUCAGAGUCAACCAAGCAAAAUAUAUCAUCGAGUUCAGAUUGGAUGCUUGAUGAAAAUGAAUUAGACUCAAUGUUUAAUUCACAUACACGUCUCAUUAUAUUAAAUACGCCAAAUAAUCCUCUCGGAAAAGUAUUUACACUCGAAGAACUUAAACACAUUGCACAUUUAUGCCAGAAACACAAUGUUAUUUGCAUUUCAGAUGAGGUUUAUGAAUGGAUAACAUAUGAUAAUGAUAAAAAACAUAUUCGCAUAGCAACAUUACCUAAUAUGUGGCAAAGAACACUAACAGUAGGAAGUGCAGGUAAAACAUUCUCAUCAACAGGUCUCAAAUUAGGUUGGGCAAUUGGACCAAAAAGUCUGAUUCGUUUAUGUCAAAUUGUUCAUCAACAUUCAGUUUUCAUAUGUCCAACGUUAUCUCAAGAAGUUGUUGCACGUUGUUUUGAAUAUGAAUUAAAACGUUUAAAUUCUGCCGAAUGUUAUUUGAAUUCAGUAUCAAAUGAAUUUCUUGAAAAACAUAAUCAAUUUGCUGAAGUUUUAAAAGAAUGUGGAAUGAAACCAAUUGUGCCUGAUGGAGGAUAUUUUUUAUUGGCUGAUUUUUCUCAAUUCGCCAAUGAUGAUCGAUUUCAAUCAGAAGAAAAUAAUAAAAAAGAUUUUAAAUUUGUUCGAUAUUUAAUAAAAGAAAAACAACUUGCAGCGAUUCCUGCUUCAGUGUUUUAUACGAAAAAUCAUCAAUAUUUAGGAGAAAAUUAUAUUCGAUUUUGUUUUGCUAAAGUAAAUUGA
Rotaria sp. Silwood1 is the source of this 1269-nucleotide messenger RNA. Lineage: Eukaryota; Metazoa; Rotifera; Eurotatoria; Philodinida; Philodinidae. The record is from the annotation of a GenBank genome assembly.